This is a messenger RNA of Kogia breviceps (pygmy sperm whale), 2038 nucleotides long. The record is from RefSeq and is a predicted model, not a curated record. NCBI's taxonomy places the organism in Eukaryota, Metazoa, Chordata, Mammalia, Artiodactyla, Physeteridae.
UUUACGCGUGAGAUGAGGCCCUGUCAGCCGUUGAUGUCGCGGGCCGCUGCCGUUGAGAGGCGCGUGCCGGCUGCUGCGGGCUGCCCAGGCUGCUAGCUGGCGCCGGCGUGGGGACGGGUGGAUUUUCCUUUGGACCUUCGUUCCGGAACCAUGUCUCCGCCUCUUUCCCGCUGGUGAUUCAGAGGUCCCGACGCCGGGUUCCGGGCAGCCGGGCCUCCGCCCGUCGAGGAGGGGAAGUGACUCCUCCCCGAGCUCCCCCUCCCGGGGGAGGCUGCUGCUACUUGCAGCCUGAGUCAUUAGGGGAGGGGGAGGAGGUGGCAGCCCUCGGCCAUCUGCCGCCAGCCUUGGGGCUCGAGAAGGCGGGAGGGCAGGGGCGCCGGGCGUCCCUCUCCCCACACUCCCGCCGCCGCACCCCGGGAGGCGACCGCCGCGGCCCCGGAGUCAGGAAUUUGUUCCGCAGGUGAAAGAAAAUGGCCCGAACCAAGCAGACUGCUCGUAAGUCCACGGGUGGCAAAGCGCCCCGCAAACAGUUGGCCACUAAAGCGGCCAGGAAAAGCGCCCCCUCUACCGGCGGGGUGAAAAAACCUCAUCGUUACAGGCCCGGGACCGUUGCGCUUCGAGAAAUCCGUCGUUACCAGAAAUCCACCGAGCUUCUCAUCCGGAAGCUGCCUUUCCAGAGGUUGGUGAGGGAGAUCGCCCAGGAUUUCAAAACCGACCUGAGGUUCCAGAGUGCCGCCAUCGGUGCGCUUCAGGAGGCUAGUGAAGCGUACCUGGUGGGUUUAUUUGAAGAUACUAAUCUGUGUGCCAUCCACGCUAAGAGAGUCACCAUCAUGCCCAAAGACAUCCAGUUGGCUCGCCGGAUACGGGGAGAGAGAGCUUAAGUGAAGGCAGUUUUUAUGGUGUUUUGUAGUAAAUUCUGUAACAUACUUUGGUUUAAUUUGUGAUUUUUUUUGUAAGAAAUUGUUUAUAAUAUGUUGCAUUUGUACUUAAGUCAUUCCAUCUUUCACUCAGGAUGAAUGCGAAAAGUGACUGACUGUUCACAGACCUCAGUGAUGUGAGCGCUGUUGCUCAGGAGUGACAAGUUGCUAAUAUGCAGAAGGGAUGGGUGAUACUUCUUGCUUCUCAUGAUGCAUGUUUCUGUAUGUUAAUGACUUGUUGGGUAGCUAUUAAGGUACUAGAAUUGAUAAAUGUGUACAGGGUCCUUUUGCAAUAAAACUGGUUAUGACUUGAUCCAAGUGUUUAACAAUUGGGGCUGUUAAGUCUGACCAUACAUCACUGUGAUAGAAUGUGGGCUUUUUCAAGGGUGAAGAUACAAGUCUUAACCACAGUGUAACUUACAGUUUCCUUAUUAAAAAAAAAAAAAAAGUAAACCUGGCAGCUAUAGAAUACACUAUGUGCAUUUAUAAUAGCUAUUUUAUAUAUUGUAGUGUCAACAUUUUUAAAUUAAAUGUUUUACAUUCACAUGUGGUGGGGAGUCUUGUCAUUAAGGUGUGUGUAAUAGAGUCCGGUUGGUUUUCUCCGAACUAGACUGCACUUCUUUUUCAUACGUAGUAAAAUGCUUUGCGCAUUAUACCUUGCAUAAGUCCUCAUUCUACCACAUGUUAACUAAUCCUCUAGCUGAUAAUGCAGACACUAACGGGGGGGUUUAUUUAUAAGGGCUCUAGGAUAUAAUACGAGUUAUUCACACCAGCAUCAUCUGUUACUAAUAUAGUAGUUAGUGCAGCUUUUCUUUGUGUUGUGGUUCGUCUCAUAACUAGGUUGAGUUUUUCUCUACCAAGAGGGAACAAUACUGAACUUCUUUUCCUUGUGGAGUUUGUAUUAUAAUAACCCUUAGGGUAAACUUGCUGUGGGGGAGGGACACACAGCUUCAGCUCAUGGAACCUCUGCCAGUUAAAAUGGUGUCAUCUGGUAUAAGGUCCUGGGAAAAAUCACUUAAUAGAGAUGGCUUUCCAAGUGGUUUUCAAAUUUAUCCUUCUAUUGAAGUUUUUAGGUCAAUUAUGUAUGUUGACUAAAUUUACAAAUAAACUUGUUUAUCCAA